Molecule: messenger RNA, 1617 nt
Organism: Miscanthus lutarioriparius
Lineage: Eukaryota; Viridiplantae; Streptophyta; Magnoliopsida; Poales; Poaceae
Source: the annotation of a GenBank genome assembly
AUGGAGAUAGAGUCAGGGAGGACUGGCACACGGCGGCGCAGCGUGGGCGUGGCGGCAGGCGGCAAGGAGGCGCCGGGCGGGCGGCGGUGGCGGCGGCGCGGCGUGGCAAGCGGGCGCGUGGUGGGUGGCCUGCGUGGCGCUGCGGCGGCCGGCGAGCAACUUCUAGACCAGAACACGCGCUGCCCUCUGCAGCGUGCUGCUGGCUGCUGCCCUGUGCAGCCUGCACUGUGGCCGUUUCGUUUCGUGCACGGCCGGCCGGACGGCGCGACAGCGAUGCAAAGCGCCGCCACCCCCACCGCUCCCAGGACCCAGGUCGCAGCUCGCAGGUGCCGGCCAUGCACUUCCGAACGGUUCGCCGACGUGGCCACUCCGAACGGACGACCGGUGCUCGCCCAGCUGGCGCAGGCCCUCCGCCCCACGGCCGCCGCUCCCGCCAGGACCUACUCCGCCGCCGCCAAGGAGAUAACUGUAAGGGAAGCAUUGAAUACCGCAUUAGAUGAAGAAAUGUCGGCAGACCCUUCUGUUUUCUUGAUGGGAGAAGAGGUUGGUGAGUACCAAGGUGCAUACAAGAUAUCUAAGGGUUUGCUUGACAAGUAUGGCCCUGAUAGGGUUCUUGAUACUCCAAUUACUGAGGCUGGCUUCACUGGCAUUGGUGUUGGUGCCGCCUACCAUGGUCUUCGACCUAUUGUAGAGUUCAUGACAUUUAACUUUUCGAUGCAGGCAAUUGAUCACAUAAUUAAUUCAGCUGCCAAGUCGAACUACAUGUCAGCUGGCCAGAUAUCUGUGCCUAUUGUCUUCAGGGGUCCAAAUGGUGCUGCUGCUGGAGUUGGUGCCCAACACUCGCAGUGCUAUGCAGCUUGGUAUGCACAUGUUCCCGGAUUGAAAGUUCUAGCUCCAUAUUCUGCAGAAGAUGCUCGAGGUCUGCUAAAAGCAGCAAUCAGGGAUCCAGAUCCUGUUGUGUUCCUUGAAAAUGAACUUCUUUAUGGUGAAUCCUUUCCUGUUUCUGACGAGGUACUUGAUUCUAGCUUCUGCCUUCCGAUUGGAAAGGCUAAGAUAGAGCGUCAAGGGAAAGAUGUCACUAUCACUGCAUUCUCCAAGAUGGUCGGAUAUGCUCUUCAGGCCGCCGAUAUACUGGCCAAGGAAGGUAUCAGUGCCGAGGUAAUCAAUCUUCGCUCGAUCAGACCGCUGGAUAGAGCUGCUAUUAAUGCAUCUGUGAGGAAAACCAAUAGAUUGGUAACCGUAGAAGAAGGCUUCCCUCAACAUGGGAUUGGUGCUGAAAUAUGCAUGUCUGUUGUAGAGGACAGCUUUGAGUAUCUUGAUGCACCAGUUGAGAGGAUUGCUGGAGCUGAUGUCCCCAUGCCGUACGCUGCCAACCUUGAGAGGAUGGCUGUUCCACAGGUGUCCUACUUUCCUCUUUUGACUCUUUGCUACUGCCACACUUGCAGGUCGAUGACAUCGUCCGGGCAGCCAAGCGUGCUUGCUACAGAGCAGCUGUACCGAUGGCAGAACCCUGCCUUCUCCAUUUCUGUGUCUAAUGUCCAAAGUCCAGAAAGAUAUGUCCCCCAUAAUGGUAUGACGAGUACCCACUGCCGCUGCAACUCAACUAGCAUGAGCUGA